Messenger RNA from Naegleria gruberi, 2862 nucleotides. RefSeq names its product ankyrin repeat domain-containing protein. NCBI's taxonomy places the organism in Eukaryota, Heterolobosea, Eutetramitea, Acrasida, Naegleriidae. Gene Ontology annotation, cellular component: chloroplast outer membrane. Gene Ontology annotation, biological process: protein targeting to chloroplast. The record is from RefSeq and is a predicted model, not a curated record. The transcript has a single exon. The coding region runs from base 1 to 2832 and encodes 943 amino acids. Gene Ontology annotation, molecular function: chloroplast targeting sequence receptor activity; protein binding.
AUGCAAAAAGAACAAACGCAUACCUUCCCUUUUGUUGAUAUUCUGCAGCAGGCAACAUUGGGAAAUUCAUCUACGACUACUCCUAAUAAUUCAAACAGUGUUGUACAAUCUCAACCUCAACAACAACAGCCUACAGUUCUAACAUCAAAUCCUAUUACUACUAACACAAAUCUAAAUUCUGAUUCGGUUGAUCUUGACGAAAUAUUUAAGUUUAUCCAACAACCAUCUACAUCUUUUGAUAUGAAUAUUAUUAACCACCAAUUUAAUUCCCUCUCUGAUAAUAAUAGUAACAACAUGUAUAAUAAUAACAAUACCCGAAGACAAUUUUCUGCUGACCACCAACAACAACAACAGAUAACGAAUCAACACCACCAUCAUCAUCACUAUCCAAAUAACUUCCACCAACAACAACCUCAUACUACCAAUAAUAUUGCUGACUAUGAUACAUUCCUUCCUGAAUUUGAUGUCAAUGAUCAACAAGUAUUUGCCACCACUCCAAAUAACAAUAUCCAACAACAACCACACAUGAAUAUUAACGUAAUGCCAAUUGUUGAUGACAAUAACCUCCUCGAAUUUAUUAAUAAUGGCGGAUAUUUACAGGCUCCACAAGGUUACAGCUAUAUGCAAGCAACCACAAAUCCACAAACAAACUCCUAUCCAAAGGGUUAUGGUAUUUUCAAUCAGGGUGUUCCGUUUGUUAGUGAACAGAAUAGUGCUCAACCACUUAAACCAGCUUCUAAUCAAUUUUCUGAUACAGUGACAGUGUUGAAUAGUUUACCAAAUUUAAAGGGAUAUCCUCGUCCACAUUCACCACUUUCUGGUUCUACAUUAUCACCUGGUUCUACAAUUACACCAAGUCCAUCUGCUCUCAAUGGAUUUACUUUCCAAGGUAUUCAAAUUCCAGAUCUGAUUAAAUUAGUUGAAGGUUUUAAUAAGCCAGUAACUGAAAAGCAAAUUGGUGGUCGAGACAAUACAAGACAUCCAUUGCCAAGACAAGUUAUUGAAUUGGAUGUAACAAAACUCCCACAAGAUAGUAACCCAGCUGUAAUUUCUGUUAGACCUUCAGUUAUGGGUAUUGACAAGUCAACCAGAAAGAAUACAGCCCUAGCAGUUUUGGGAGAGAAGCCAUUCGUUAAAGCUUCAUCUCAUCCAGUUGAGCGAUGGGUUGCAAUCUUUGAUGAUAUUGUCAUUCAAUUUGCCUCACAUAACAAUGGACAAAAACUCAGAAUCAAGUUUGAAUUACUUGAUGCUGAAAAGCGAGUUGUCUGUAGUAUUGAAUCUUAUGGAUUUGAAACAAUUACAAAGAGAGGUAUUGAAAAGAAGAAGGAAAGAAGAAAGACUAAGGAUAAGAGAAAGAGAAAUUCUGAUACUGAAGAAGACGAAACAGAUGAAGCAACCAUUGAACAUGUUUCUCCUGCCUUUGGUUUUACUUCUGGUGGUGCUUUGGUUAAGGUUAUGGGUUCUGGUUUUGUUUCUACACCACUCUCCAAAUGUGUUGUCAGAUUUGGAGACAAGGAUGCCAGAGAAAUCCACACCAUUAAGAGAAAUUACAUUGUUUGCGAGACUCCUGAAAGUGAAAAGGCAGGCAUCGUUGAUGUUUCUGUCAUGUUUGGAGAAAGCCUCAUUGGUGGUGAAGCCAAGUUCCAAUACAUUGACCCAACCAAUACCUAUGAUUUGCAACUCAUGAUUCAACACAUGAUUGGUAAUCAAAAUGCUUUAAAUAACUUUAAUGCAGAUGCUUCUUCGUUCUCCAACAAGUGUUACGAUCAAACCAUGUUCUAUUCUGGUAAGGUUACAGAUGAAUGUGGUUUCACUGUUUUGCACCAUGCUAGCGCUCGUGGCUUGUUCGAACUCUCUCAAUAUUUGGUUACAGAAUCUGUUGUUGACAUUGAUGCCAAAGAUAAUUAUGGCAGGACUGCUUUACAUUGGGCCAGUUUUGCCUCAUCAGAUCUUGUCUGUCUCUACCUGAUUAAUAAUGGUGCUGACAUUUCUGAAACUGAUGAAGUUGGCGAUAACUUGCUUCAUAUUGCUUGUAGAUAUGCUACUGUUGAACAUGUUCAAAAUGUUCUUGGUGUCUUGUUAAAGCAUGACGACAAGUACAGAACUAAUACCAACAAUAUUUAUGAACUUUUAACCUCUAAGAACAAUGAAGGUGAAACACCUCUAGAUCUUGCUAAGAGCAUGGAAAUGGAUGAUUCUGUUAUGCAACUCAUUUCAGUCUUUGAAUCAGCUGCUGAAUAUUGUCAAGCUCGUCUCUCAGAAUAUAGAAUUCAUCAACUCAAGAAUAUCACUUUACGUUCUGGUGAAUUCAACGGAAAGACCAUUAGCUCUCUUGAAGGUGAAAAUAAUAACUUGUCAUUCGAUAUUCAACUCAAGAAGGAUAAGUUGGUUUUGUCAAUUGACAAUGGAGACGGUAACCAAAUCAGAGUUUCUAUUGAUUACAAACAUAUUGCUUUCCUAAUCUUGAUCAAGCCACAACUCAAAGCAGAAAUCACAUUAAAUACAUCACCAUUAAUUGAGUUUGGUGAUGCUAAUGGUAACUGGGCAAGAAUUAACAACCACAGAUACCUUUCCUCUUGUCUGAGUUUCCAUUUAGAAGUUAAAGAUUCUACUGAUCUCGACAAGAUUAACAAGUUCAUCUGUGAUAAUGACUUGUUGUAUCCAUUCCAAACUAUGUGCUUCUGUUAUAGACCAACAAUUGAAGAAUCCACAAACAAGCUCAAAACACUCCCAUCUUCAAAUACUACCCCAACAACCAAUACUGUAAAUAAGGUGACCAUGAUUUCACCACAAGUAGAUUCAAUCAAUCAAAGACAAACAAACAUUUUUUAAAUAAAUAAUUUAUUUAUUAUUUACAGCACC